GGGCCGGGCUGGGGGAGUUCAGCAGUGAAGCGGCUCUGGUAGCGCUACCCGGACCCACGGGGUUCGCCGUGCCGGCUGCGCUCCGGGGCGGGUACCCGUGAGGAGCCCGGUGCAUCCUUGGGGCGGAGAGGGUGGAGUAGGCGGAGAAGAAGGAGGGGAACCUGCUUCUCCGGAGGGACGGGGCAGCCGCGCUGCAGUGAGCCGGCCCAGCGGAGCGGGCUGCGGGCACAUGCCGGGCUUGGAGCAUCGGAGCCGCGGGUUUUCUGCGGGUGUUCCAGCCCAUCUCCCGUCUCUGCCCCCGAGAGAGCGUCGGUCGGGCUCCUGCAGGGAGAAGGGCUCAUCUACGGCUCACCUCCCAGAGCGCGUUAAUCUGAGAGCAAGUAAACCGGGCAGAUUACAUAUGCUGUUUGGAUUUCAGCUCUGCGUGCGGAGAAGAUAUGAUGAAUCUAUAGUGCUGAAAAGGAUUCACUAGUGAAAGCAGAUGGAGCCAGUCCACAUCAUGGGGGAUGUGAAACUGGUGACAUCUACUCGAGUCUCCAAAACCUCCCUGACACUCAGCCCCCCUGUCCCUGCCGAAGCACCAGCAUUUACUCUUCCUCCUCGGAACAUCCGCGUGCAGCUGGGAACCACCGCAAGGUUUGAGGGAAAGGUCAGAGGCUACCCAGAGCCUCAGAUCACAUGGUACAGAAAUGGGCACCCUGUCCCGGAGGGGGACCAUUAUGUCAUGGACCGCAGCAUUCGGGGGAUAUUCAGCUUGGUAAUCAAAGAUGUACAGGAAGGUGACAGUGGUAAAUAUACCUGUGAGGCUGCAAAUGACGGUGGGAUUCGUCAAGUGACUGUGGAGCUGACAGUGGAAGGAAACUCCUUGAAGAAAUAUAGCCUGCCAUCCAGUGCCAAAACCCCUGGGGGAAGACUCACUGUUCCAUCUGUGGAGCACAGGCCAAGCAUCUGGGGAGAGAGUCCACCCAAGUUUGCUACAAAACCCAAUAGAGUUGUUGUGCGUGAAGGCCAAACAGGCAAAUUCUCAUGUAAAAUAACAGGACGACCUCAGCCUCAAGUAACUUGGUUUAAGGGUGAUAUUCCGUUGCAGCAAAAUGAGCGUUUCAACAUGUUUGAGAAAACAGGCAUCCAGUUCCUGGAAAUCCAAAAUGCUCAGCUCGCUGACUCAGGAGUUUACACGUGCACAGUGGUAAAUAGAGCUGGGAAGGCAUCUGUGUCUGCAGAGCUCACCGUUCAAGGUCCAGAUAAGACUGACACGUAUGCUCAGCCACCAUGCAUGCCACCAAAACCAACAACACUUGCUGUUAAAGCUAUUGAAAGUUCAGAAUUCAAACAAGCAACUAGCAAUGGGAUUGCUAAAGAGCUGAAAUCCAGCAGCACGGAACUCAUGGUUGAAACCAAAGACAGGGCAUCAGUAAGGAAAGAGACCUUGUACAUCACCAGAGAAGCCAAAGACAGUAAGCAGGGACAGCACCAAGAAGCCAUUGCAGUGUCUCCUCCAGAACCUAAAGAAGGAAAAAAGGGAUCUCAGGUCUUGCAGAAAACUUCAAGCACCAUCACACUACAAGCUGUGAAACUGCAGCCAGAACCAAAGGCAGAACCCCAGGCCACUUUCAUCAGACAGAGUGAAGACAGGAGAAGGGCUGUGCAGCCCCUGGUGUCAGCUCAACAAACCUUGUCUCUGACAGGGCAACUCAGUCAAAGGAGUAGAGAAGGAGAAAACAGAUCUGGAGCCCGGAAAACUGUAAUGGAGGAGAAGAGGGAGCCUCUGGGAAUUCCACCUCAGUUUGAGAGCUGUCCACAGAGCCUGGAAGCAUCAGAAGGCCAGGAGAUUAAAUUCAAGAGCAAAGUUUCAGGGAAACCAAAACCAGAUGUGGAGUGGUUCAAAGAGGGUGAGCCUAUUAAAGCUGGAGAAGAUGUCCAGAUAUAUGAAGAAGAUGGAAUUCAUUGCCUAUGGUUAAAGAAAGCCUGCUUGGGGGACAGUGGAUCUUACAGCUGUGCAGCUUUCAAUCCCAAAGGCCAGACUUCCACCAGCUGGUUGUUAACUGUCAGAAGGCCUAAAGUUCAAGAGGUUGCUCCAUGCUUUUCCAGUGUCUUGAAAGGAUGCACUGUGAGUGAAGGGGAAGACUUCGUGCUGCAGUGCUGUGUCAGAGGGGUACCUGUACCUCAGAUCACUUGGCUUCUCAAUGACCAGCCAAUUCAGUAUGCCGAUUCCACUUUUGAAGAUGGAAUUGCAAAAUUGACUGUCCAAGAUGCCCUACCAGAAGAUGAUGGCUUUUACACCUGUCUGGCUGAAAACAACAUAGGACAAGCAUCUUGCAGUGCUCAGGUCACAGUCAAAGAAAAGAAGAGCAGCAAGAAGGCAGAAAGUACACAGGCUGCCCAGUUAAAUAAGACUUUUGCACCCAUCUUCCUUAAAGGGCUGACUGACCUCAAAGUAAUGGAUGGAAGUCAAGUGAUAAUGACUGUGGAGGUAUCAGCUAACCCACCUCCUGAAAUUAUCUGGCUGCAUAAUGGGAAAGAAAUCCAGGAGACAGAAGAUUUCCACUUUGAGAAGAAAGGCAAUGAGUACAGUUUGUACAUCCAGGAAGUAUUUCCUGAAGACACAGGCAAAUACACCUGUGAAGCCUGGAAUGAAUUAGGAGAAACUCAAACCCAGGCUACAUUGACAGUACAAGAACCUCAGGAUGGUAUUCAGCCCUGGUUCAUUAGCAAACCAAGAUCAGUGACAGCAGCUCCUGGGCAAAAUGUCCUUAUAUCCUGUGCCAUUGCUGGAGAUCCUUUCCCCACUGUUCACUGGUUUAAAGAUGGGCAAGAAAUAAUGCCAGGAAUGACAUGUGAAAUCCUGCAAAAUGAAGACAUCUUCACACUGAUCUUGAGGAAUGUGCAGUCCCAUCAUGCAGGGCAAUAUGAAAUUCAGCUCAGGAACCAAGUUGGAGAAUGCAGCUGCCAGGUGUCUCUGAUGCUGCGGGAGAGUUCAGCUUCCAGAGCAGAAAUGCUCAGAGAUGGGAGGGAAUCAGCCAGCUCUGGAGAGCAAAGAGAUGGUGGAGAUCAUGGUAAACUAACAUUUGAUAGAACAAGUGGCUUCAAAAAGAACAACAGUGAAACAAGAGCAGCUGAGGAAGAGCAGGAAGACGUCCGAGGUGUGCUGAAGAGGCGAGUGGAAACUCGGGAACACACAGAGGAGAGCCUGAGGCAGCAGGAAGCUGAGCAACUUGAUUUCCGUGAUAUUUUAGGCAAGAAAGUCAGCACCAAAAGUUUUUCUGAGGAGGAACUGAAAGAAAUCCCAGCCGAGCAAAUGGACUUCCGAGCAAACCUGCAGCGGCAGGUCAAACCCAAGACCUUGUCAGAGGAGGAAAGGAAAGUUCAUGCUCCUCAGCAGGUGGACUUCCGCUCUGUGCUGGCCAAGAAAGGCACCCCAAAAACCCCAUUGCCAGAGAAGGCACCACCUCCUAAACCAGCAAUUACAGAUUUCAGAUCUGUGCUGGGCUCAAAGAAAAAGCCACCUGCAGAGAAUGGCAGUGCUAGCACCCCAGCAGCAAAUGCCCGCACCAGUUCUGAAGCCCAGAAUGCAACCCCCAAUUCUCAAGCCCCUGUUGCCAAACCAGCACUGAAAAAAGAAGAGAAGAAUGACAGAAACCGUGAACAUGGGUGUCCAGUGGUGGAUGGUGGAAUAAUUGGGAAAAAAGUUGAAAACAAAGCAGCAACAAGCAAUCCACCGGCAAGUAAACCACCAGUAAGCAAUGCACCAGCAAGCAAUCUACCAGCAAGCAAACCACCAGUAAGCAAUCCACCAGAAAGCAAACCACCAGCAAGUAAACCACCAGUAAGCAAUCUACCAGCAAGCAAACCACCAGUAAGCAAUCCACCAGAAAGCAAACCACCAGUAAGCAAUCCACCAGAAAGCAAACCACCAGCAAGUAAACCACCAGUAAGCAAUCCACCAGCAAGUAAACCACCAGUAAGCAAAGGAACAGCACCUUCCUUUACAGAGAAGCUCCAGGAUGCUCAAGUAGUAGAUGGUGAAAAAUUGGUCUUACAAUGUCGGAUUUCCUCUGAUCCCCCUGCAGCUGUCACCUGGACUCUAGACAGCAAACCCAUCAAAUCAUCAAAGUCCACUGUCAUCUCCCAAGAAGGGACACUGUGCUCACUUACCAUUGAGAAGGCUGUGCCUGAAGAUGGGGGUGAAUACAAAUGCAUAGCUGAGAAUGCAGCAGGAAAAGCUGAAUGUGCUUGCAAAGUGUCAGUAGAAGAUGCCUCCGCAAAGACCUCAAAGUCUGCUGAGAAGAAAACCAAGAAGCCUAAGACCACACUUCCCCCUGUGCUGCCAACAGAGAGUGAAGCAACAGUGAAGAAGAAACCAGCUCCAAAGACUCCUCCAAAAGCAGCUGUUCCUCCUCAGAUUACUCAGUUCCCAGAAGACAGAAAAGUCCGUGCGGGUGAAUCAGUGGAACUGUUUGCCAAGGUGGUAGGAACAACACCCAUAACUUGCACCUGGAUGAAAUUCCGUAAGCAGAUUGAAGAAAAUGAAUACAUUAAAAUUGAGAAUGCUGAAAACAGCAGCAAGCUAACAAUAACAUCAACAAAGCAGGAACACUGUGGAUGUUACACCCUAGUUGUAGAGAACAAACUUGGCAGCAGACAAGCACAAGUCAACCUUACAGUUGUUGAUAAACCAGACCCACCUGCAGGAACGCCUUGUGCAUCAGACGUACGGAGCUCCUCCCUCACUCUCUCAUGGUAUGGUUCCUCUUAUGAUGGUGGAAGUGCGGUGCAGUCUUACACUGUGGAGAUCUGGAACUCCGUGGACAACAAAUGGACAGACCUCACGACCUGCCGCAGCACCUCUUUCAACGUGCAGGACCUGCAGGCUGACCGGGAGUACAAAUUCCGUGUGCGAGCUGCUAACGUGUACGGCAUCAGCGAGCCCAGCCAAGAAUCUGAGCUGGUAAAAGUUGGAGAGAAACAAGAAGAAGAACUUAAAGAGGAUGAAGCGGAGCUGUCCGAUGAUGAAGGGAAAGAAACAGAGGUUGAGUACCGGACGGUUACUAUCAACACUGAACAAAAAGUUUCAGAUGUCUAUAAUAUCGAAGAAAGACUGGGAUCGGGAAAAUUUGGACAAGUCUUUAGGCUUGUUGAAAAGAAGACUGGAAAAGUUUGGGCAGGAAAAUUUUUCAAAGCAUAUUCUGCUAAGGAAAAAGAAAACAUAAGGGAUGAAAUCAGCAUCAUGAACUGUCUACAUCAUCCAAAACUUGUCCAAUGCGUAGAUGCCUUUGAAGAAAAAGCCAACAUCGUUAUGGUCUUGGAAAUGGUUUCUGGAGGAGAACUCUUUGAACGAAUCAUUGAUGAAGACUUUGAACUGACAGAGAGAGAGUGCAUUAAAUAUAUGAAGCAGAUUUCAGAAGGAGUUCAGUACAUCCAUAAGCAGGGUAUUGUCCACUUGGAUUUGAAGCCAGAAAAUAUUAUGUGUGUCAACAAGACCGGUACAAGCAUCAAACUCAUUGACUUUGGACUUGCAAGAAGAUUAGAAAAUGCAGGUUCUCUGAAAGUUCUCUUUGGGACACCUGAGUUUGUGGCUCCAGAAGUUAUAAACUAUGAACCUAUUGGAUAUGAAACAGAUAUGUGGAGUAUAGGAGUUAUCUGCUACAUUUUGGUCAGUGGACUUUCUCCUUUCAUGGGAGACAACGACAAUGAAACCCUCGCCAACGUUACCUCAGCAACCUGGGACUUCGAUGAUGAGGCUUUUGAUGAAAUAUCUGAUGAUGCCAAGGACUUUAUCAGCAAUCUACUUAAGAAAGAUAUGAAGAGUCGCUUAAAUUGUACUCAGUGUCUUCAGCAUCCUUGGCUGCAGAAAGAUACCAAAAACAUGGAAGCAAAAAAACUUUCCAAAGAUAGGAUGAAGAAAUAUAUGGCCAGAAGAAAAUGGCAGAAAACAGGCCAUGCUGUGAGAGCAAUAGGAAGACUGUCGUCCAUGGCGAUGAUUUCUGGUAUGAGCGGGAGGAAGGCCUCCGGGAGCUCGCCCACCAGCCCUAUAAAUGCAGACAAAGUAGAGAACGAAGAUGCUUUUCUUGAAGAAGUGGCUGAAGAAAAGCCUCAUGUAAAGCCAUAUUUUACUAAAACAAUCCUUGACUUGGAGGUUGUGGAAGGAAGUGCUGCUAGAUUUGACUGCAAAAUUGAAGGCUAUCCUGACCCUGAGGUAAUGUGGUACAAAGAUGAUCAGCCUGUCAAGGAGUCCCGUCACUUCCAGAUAGAUUAUGAUGAGGAAGGGAACUGUUCUUUGACAAUUUCUGAAGUGUGUGGGGACGAUGAUGCCAAAUACACCUGCAAAGCUGUUAACAGCCUUGGGGAAGCCACGUGCACCGCAGAACUCCUUGUGGAAACAAUGGCAGAAGGAGAAGGAGAAGGAGAAGAUGAAGAUGAGGAGGAGGAGGAAGAAUGAAACAAGGCUCAAACAAAAAAAAAAAAAAAAAGAAAAAAUAUAUUUAAAGACUUUCCCUUAUAAGGCUCAGAAAACCAAGUUAUCAAAAGCACCUUGUGUGAUACAUAGGUAUUUGGGGGUUGUUUUUUCAGCAUGAUCAGUUGAUACCUGUUUGCUUUAUGUAUGGGCAUUAAUUCAAAUCAGCAGGCAAUUUUAAGUUGCUAGCAUGAUUUGAUUUACUUUAAGCAAGUCAUCAACUAAGUUGCCCAGUAUAUUUUGAAAAUUAAAUGUAUGGAAAACAAGUCUACAGUUAUUCUGAAAGAAAAAGUCUAUUUACUGAGCUCAUUGCUCUAUACUAUUACUUUCCUCAGCCAAAACUGCACCUAAGUUGACUCCCCAAGGUCUUCUUUACAAGGAAUCAUCUGACACAGCCAGAAUUGAAAUUUGUAUGUUGGUAUGGUUCAUUUUUCAUUUGUUUUAAACAGAAUUCCACAGCCCUAACUUCAAACACAGUUCCUGCCCUUUCUCAGUGCACUGUCCGUGCCAUUGCAAUACUGGCUCAUGUUGCACAUCCAGGUGGUUUCCUGAGAAACUCCUGAUCUUGCUUUUAACCAGCUGAUCACACCCUUUCACCUCUCCCUGUCACUCAGUGCAGUCACAGCUGACUACUUAAGAAACAGACUGAAAACACAAAGGCUGACCAUAUUUUCUGUUUUUCUGGUCAGUCUAAUGAUGAUUUAUGAUUCAUAUAUACGCUGCUGGAAAAAAACAGGCUAUUGCACAAUCAGGAACUUCUAUGUUCAUGUGUGUAAAUGGAAUCCCAGGUUAGCUAAAGUUUUACUUGUAUUUAUUUGGCAACUGCAAAACAGAUUUCAACUGAUAAGCUGGAAACUCCCACAGAUUUUUGGAGCAGUCAAGAAGAUAGUAGCCUGGACUACAAACUCCUCUAUACCUAGCAGUUUCCAAAGAAUUUUAACCUAUAUAGGACCUGUUUCUACCUUAUGAGCUUGACUGUCUUGUUUUUGUCUUAAACCUGCACCAAUAAGGCUGCUGAGUUUUUUAAAACUGCAGAAAAGCAAAACAAAACAAAAAAAUCCAAGCCCUGGGUUUGUUUUUGGUUUUGUUUGUUUUUGUUUUUGGUUUUUUUCUCAGAAAUGGUUAAUGCACUCAGAUUUAGUAACUUUGCUUUCCUUUCACAGUAUUGGCACCUUUUUUUUUGCUGUUGUUCAGAGGUAAUAUCAGAGGCUGCAAGGUGAUUUGCAUCAUCUAAAACCAGUGUGUCUUAUAUCUGUGUAUCAUUCCAAAAGUGAUUCUUUUUCUUUUCCACUUUUUGUGCAUAAAGUGCAACCAUUUGCAUUUCAAAGGUUACCUCUUUUAAAGAAGAAAAGAUUACCUUAAAUCCUCACCACUAAGUAGCUAGUGUACUUUAAUACCGGUGUGUACCAUAUCGACCUUAGGUUGUUUGAUAUUACCUAGUUGUGUAUGUGUUCCAUAUGAUUUGCUCUUCUACAUUGAAAGCCCAGCUAAUGUGGACAACACAAUGGGUUUUAACUGCUUUACUCUUUGCUGCUAAGUUCAGAUUGCCAGCAUGUCUUUUCAAUUGAUAAAAACCUCUUGUUAUACUAAACACAGUAUUGCCACAGUUCCUUAUACAGAAAGGUUUUGAAUCUGAUUUACAGCAUACAAAGCUUUUCUCACGUUUUGUUUUGUUUUUUUUUUUUUUUUUAAUGUUUUAGGCAACAACGGGGUGUAUUUUGUACCUUAAUAAAAAUAUGCUAAUAUUCUCCCAGUUUGUUAAACCAUCAGAAUUGCAAAGAUGAGAACGCUACGGCUGUAGUUACUCACAGUUCCUAAAUAAAUAAUACCACAAAGCA
This is a messenger RNA of Columba livia (rock pigeon), 8292 nucleotides long. It is a transcript of the gene MYLK, whose product is annotated as myosin light chain kinase. NCBI's taxonomy places the organism in Eukaryota, Metazoa, Chordata, Aves, Columbiformes, Columbidae. The coding region runs from base 482 to 6439 and encodes 1985 amino acids. The record is from RefSeq and is a predicted model, not a curated record. Gene Ontology annotation, biological process: protein phosphorylation. Gene Ontology annotation, molecular function: ATP binding; protein kinase activity; protein binding. The transcript has 33 exons.